Molecule: messenger RNA, 219 nt
Organism: Danaus chrysippus (African queen)
Lineage: Eukaryota; Metazoa; Arthropoda; Insecta; Lepidoptera; Nymphalidae
Source: the annotation of a GenBank genome assembly
AUGAUGAAGCGUUCUGUGAUUACGAAGCUGCUAACAUCCACGAGGUUUAAGAGGAUCUGCCACGGGCUGGUGUCGGAUCAUCAGUAUAUGUUGACCGCUAGGCCCCAACAAGCUGUUCCGCCAGAUGCUACCAACGACCAAGCAUGUCGUCUGAAUCGUCUCUCAGCCAUAAUUGAGAUCUACUCCAUUCCAGAGGCUCGCAGCCUAAACUUUCUUUAG